AUGACACGUGAACAAUACAUAUUAGCAACACAACAGAAUAACCUGCCAAGGACUGAGAAUGCACAACUUUAUCCGGUGGGAAUUUAUGGAUGGCGAAAGAGGUGCUUAUACUUCUUUGUCCUUCUGCUGUUGGUUACCAUGGUAGUUAACUUAGCCAUGACAAUAUGGAUAUUGAAAGUUAUGAAUUUCACUGUGGAUGGUAUGGGAAAUCUGAGAGUCACCAAGAAGGGAAUCCGACUUGAAGGUAUAUCUGAGUUUCUACUUCCAUUGUAUGUGAAAGAAAUUCAUUCCCGAAAGGAUAGUCCACUGGUCUUACAAUCUGACAGGAAUGUAACAGUGAACGCAAGAAAUCACAUGGGGCAGUUAACUGGACAGCUGACAGUAGGAGCUGAUGCUGUGGAAGCUCAGUGUAAGAGGUUUGAAGUGAGAGGGAGUGAAGAUGGCAGGGUACUGUUUUCUGCAGAUGAAGAUGAAAUCACCAUUGGAGCUGAGAAGCUGAAGGUUACAGGCACAGAAGGAGCGGUAUUCAGACACUCAGUAGAAACACCUCAUAUCAGAGCAGAACCUUCUCAAGACCUCAGGCUUGAAUCACCAACUCGAUCCUUGAUAAUGGAGGCACCUCGAGGGGUACAGGUGAGUGCUGCUGCAGGGGACUUCAAGGCCACCUGCAGAAAGGAGCUCCAUUUACAGUCAACAGAAGGGGAGAUAUUUUUAAAUGCAGACACUAUCCGAUUGGGAAAUCUACCGACCGGCUCCUCCUCUUCGUCUUCGUCUAGCUCCUCAAGUUCUCGACAGACAGUAUACGAACUCUGUGUCUGCCCCAAUGGCAAACUUUACCUUUCUCCAGCAGGAGUAGGCUCCACUUGUCAGUCUAGUAGCAGCAUCUGCUUGUGGAGCUGA
Chrysochloris asiatica (Cape golden mole) is the source of this 900-nucleotide messenger RNA. It is a transcript of the gene SGCZ, whose product is annotated as sarcoglycan, zeta. The transcript has 7 exons. Gene Ontology annotation, cellular component: sarcolemma; sarcoglycan complex. Bases 1 to 900 code for a protein of 299 amino acids. The record is from RefSeq and is a predicted model, not a curated record. NCBI's taxonomy places the organism in Eukaryota, Metazoa, Chordata, Mammalia, Afrosoricida, Chrysochloridae. Gene Ontology annotation, biological process: cardiac muscle tissue development; heart contraction.